AUCAGACUGCAGAUGAUAUGGCAGGUAAAAAUUCCAGCUAAUAUACCGAAAAUAUGGUCUGAUUACAAGAACAUUUUAAAAAGUAUGUCAAUGAAAAAUAUAAUGUUCAGUUUGAAUCCGAUUUAUUAUACACUAUGCACUGACUAAUUGACUAAUGCAUCGUUGGGAUGAACCCAAUAGUUGCAAGAACUGCAGUAUUAUAAUUUAACAUUUUUUCACAUACGUAGAUUUUUGAAAAAAUAUUAACCCGUGGCCCUUUAAUUACUGCUCCUUUGUAAUUGAGGUAAUUCUUUGGACAGCAUCCUGCAUUGACAAAACAACUUUAACAGGAUAACACUGGCAUUUAAAAGGCCUUUGACUCUACAGCAUGCACCCUGGGCGCUCCAUGUCUUGCUAAAUCUCAAGUGUUUAAUCUCCCGUAAUUACACAGAUUUGCUUUAGGUUAAUAAAAAUAAUCCGCCUAAAUUGAGACCCCCUACCUCGACCUCCCCUGUGCCUCCUUUGCCCCUUUCUGUGAGGGUUGAAUUCACAGUCAUAUAAAUAGUCACCUUCGCGAGCCCAACUUUGAUUUCAAGUCUACUCAUUACUGACAAGGCUCCCGAAAUUCAUCGCGUUUGACCUGGCGGGCUGACGUCAUUUCCAUGCGGUGAGAUUGUGUCGCUGAUGAGCGCAUGAAGGUUAACAACAGUUGAGAGGCUCAUCUUUAUCUGUGAUCUUGUCAACAGUAAGACUUCGGCGAAAGAUCCCGGGGGCAUUGCGACGCUACCUUUUCAGGACCUGAUUCUUCGAAGACCGUUCUCUUAAUUACCUGUGCCGUUUUUGUAAUGAGUGCCAGAUAUCCAACAGAAGAAAUGACGACACUGACGGAGGACAGAAGCGGACGGGAGCGACUCGGACUGAGCUUCACUAUCGACUACCUUCUCUUCAACAAAGGAGUCAAAGGAGUGCCAGGAGCAGAGGAGCAGACUGCGAACAAUGUGGUCGCCGCACAGAAAUCGCUAGAGAGGUCAGCAGAGACCGGAGAAAGGAAAGUCCUCGAACAGGAGGGGGAUGAAGAGCAAAAAGAGAAGGGGGAGGAGGAGGCGACCAGUACCACCACAACCACAUCGUAUGGCGGAGAUUUGGACAAGUCUGAGGACAAACCCAACCAGUCUUAUAUCGCGCUCAUUUCUAAGGCCAUCCUGGCAUCUGAGCAGAAGAAGCUGCUUCUGUGUGACAUCUACCAGUGGAUCAUGGACCACUUCCCUUACUUCAAGAGCAAGGACAAAAACUGGAGGAACAGCGUUCGGCACAACCUGUCUCUGAACGACUGCUUUGUCAAAGCCGGCCGCAGCGACAACGGUAAAGGCCACUUCUGGGCCAUCCACCCGUCAAACUACCAGGACUUUUCCAACGAGGACUAUCACUGCCGGAGAACCCGACGGCGGGUCCGAAGGGUGGCCGGACAGCUUCAGCUCUCGCCUCUCAGCUUGCCCUAUAACUUUACCCGUCAACACAGGACAACCUGCUGGUGCUGUCCACCGGUCCACUCGCUCCCCCUGCCCUGCUUGGCCCCCAGACUCUACUGGCCUUGGUCACGUGUGCAGGGGCUUGUUGGCUGUCCACCUAGUCUGCAUGUCGCUGCACCCUAAGGACUGACAACUACAUCCAUGAGCAGUUUGGCAGUGGUUCAACGUCCAGUCAUUUUAGAUUAUUGUAUUAAUAUUUGUCAAUGGUUAUGUCUUGGUCACCAUGUCUUCUCUGGUUUAGGGUAAACCAAAAAUGCAUGAAAGAGUACUGUGCAAAAAAUUCUAGGACACUACAAUGUCACACAACAGUCAUCAUAUAGGAGUAUUUCACUAUUUAUACAUGAAACGGUCCUUUACCCAGAAUCGUCAAAAUGGUGCUGCCCAUCCGUCCAUCAUCCCUCAUGAACCACGAAGUAGCCUGCUAACAGACUUUUGCACAGUACUGCAGUAUUAUAGUGAAAGACCAAAGUAAA
Nerophis ophidion (straightnose pipefish) is the source of this 1981-nucleotide messenger RNA. It is a transcript of the gene foxq2, whose product is annotated as forkhead box Q2. The record is from RefSeq and is a predicted model, not a curated record. The coding region runs from base 825 to 1631 and encodes 268 amino acids. NCBI's taxonomy places the organism in Eukaryota, Metazoa, Chordata, Actinopteri, Syngnathiformes, Syngnathidae. Gene Ontology annotation, molecular function: RNA polymerase II cis-regulatory region sequence-specific DNA binding; DNA-binding transcription factor activity, RNA polymerase II-specific. Gene Ontology annotation, biological process: anatomical structure morphogenesis; regulation of transcription by RNA polymerase II; cell differentiation. The transcript is spliced from 2 exons.